Messenger RNA from Morus notabilis, 3054 nucleotides. RefSeq names its product probable LRR receptor-like serine/threonine-protein kinase At3g47570. The coding region runs from base 1 to 3054 and encodes 1017 amino acids. Gene Ontology annotation, biological process: protein phosphorylation. The record is from RefSeq and is a predicted model, not a curated record. Lineage: Eukaryota; Viridiplantae; Streptophyta; Magnoliopsida; Rosales; Moraceae. Gene Ontology annotation, molecular function: ATP binding; protein binding; protein kinase activity. The transcript has 2 exons.
AUGUCUUGGCUGUUUGUUGUCCAUAUUUUCAUGGUGAUGACUGCUUCAAGUUCAAUCUCCUUUGCACUUGGCCGCCCUAGCAAUGAGACGGACAAGCUCUCUUUACUUGCUUUCAAGAGCAAAAUAAGUGAUGAUCCGCUAGGCAUCCUCAAUUCUUGGAAUGAUUCACUCCAUGUUUGUCGCUGGCAAGCCAUUACUUGCGGUCGAAGACACCAAAGAGUUACUAUGUUGGACCUCGACUCGUGUGAACUAAAGGGCCAAAUAUCUCCCCAUGUCGGAAAUUUGAGCUUUCUAAGGACAUUGAAUCUCCAAAACAAUAGUUUUGAGGGUGAAAUUCCUCCACAAAUUGGUGCUUUGUUCCGGUUGCAAGUACUACGGCUUCAGAACAACUCCUUGAGUGGCGAAAUUCCGGUCAACAUAUCUCUCUGCUCCAAUCUAUGGUACCUAGGACUAGGAAGUAACAAUCUCACAGGAAAACUUCCUAAUGGUAUGGGGUAUCUAUCAAAACUUCAAGUACUAAAUUUAAGAUUCAACGACUUUGUUGGGGAAAUACCAUCUUCCUUUGGGAACCUUUCUUCUCUUGAGAUAGUCACCAUGGAAUCAAAUAAUUUUCAUGGUAAUAUUCCAAAUAGCCUUGGCCAGUUACAAGGUUUGACAUAUCUUGCACUAGGCCUGAAUAACCUGAAUGGUACCAUCCCUUCCUCACUAUAUAAUUUAUCUUCCAUUCAAUUAUUCUCUGUCCACACAAACCAACUUGUAGGAAGUCUUCCUCCUGACUUGGGUCACACUCUUCCAAAUCUUGAAGCUCUUUAUUUCCAUUCAAACCAUUUCACCGGACGGAUUCCUAUUUCGAUCUCUAAUGCGUCGAAACUAUCGCUUAUUCAAGUUUCAACUAACAACUUGAGUGGCAAAGUGCCGAGUUUUGCAGGCUUGUCCGACUUGUAUAUGCUUACAAUUCAUAAGAACAAUCUCGGUUAUGGCGAGGAGGGGGACUUGGAUUUUAUCUACUCUCUUCUGAACUGCACAAAUCUACAAGUUGCGGCUAUUGACGGCAAUAACUUAGGAGGAGUGCUGCCAGUGUCUAUAAGCAACUUCUCAACAAAGCUCAAUCUCUUGGCAUUUGGAAGAAAUCAAAUAACGGGAAGCAUUCCAACUGGGAUUGGAAAUCUCAUCAACUUGGUGGCAUUAGGUUUGGAGGAAAACCAUCUAAGCGGCCAUAUACCAGAAACAAUAGGAAGAUUGAAGAGCCUGAAUUCACUUUCUUUGGAAGACAACAAGCUUUCAGGAGCCAUCCCAUCUUCCUUAGGAAAUUUAACAUCAUUAAUUGCGUUAACAUUGAUGUUAAACAACCUACGAGGAAGCAUACCGCCAAGUCUAGGGGAGUGUAAGAGUUUGCUCGCGAUGAAUCUUUCUCGAAAUAAUCUUAGUGGUCCCAUACCAAAACAAGUGAUUGCCUUGCAAUCCUUGUCUCAGUAUUUAGACUUAUCUAGAAAUCACUUAAUCGGUUCGAUCCCCAGAGAAGUGGGACAACUGGUGAAUCUUGCCCUUCUAGAUAUUUCUGAAAAUAGUUUAGCAGGCAAACUUCCUGAUACUCUUGGUAGUUGCACAAGCCUGGUGUAUUUGUACUUAGAGGGCAACUUGUUUCACGGUACAAUUCCAAAGUCUCUGUCUUCUUUAAAAGGAACUCAAGAGAUCAAUCUUUCUCGCAACAACUUGUCUGGAAAAAUUCCAAGAUACUUGGAGGCAUUUCGUUUUCUACAAGAUUUAAACUUAUCAUAUAAUGACUUAGAAGGUGAGGUGCCGGUUGAGGGCGUUUUCAGAAAUGUAAGUGCAUUUUCCUUGGCAGGAAAUACAAGGCUUUGUGGAGGUAUAGCUCAAUUAAAAUUGCCAAGAUGCAUCUACGAUACCGAAAACAAAAGGCAUCAUUUAUCCGCUACGCAAAAGGCGCUAAUUUCAGUUGCUUGUGGAAUUAUUGGAUUGAUUUUGUUGUCGAUUCUCAUUUUUCUCUGUUGGUCAAAGAAAAGAACAAGUGACUCAACUUUGGGAUCGCUAUCCUUCGGGAUUCGAGUCUUGCGAGUAUCAUAUGGAGAUCUUUUUAGAGCAACUGAUGGCUUUUCUUCUUCGAAUUUAAUUGGUCUUGGCAGUUUUGGAUCUGUGUAUAAGGGGAUUCUGAAUGAUCAAUCAGUUGUUGCCGUAAAAGUAUUAAACCUUCAAGUUUCAGAAGCAUCAAAAAGUUUCAUAGCGGAAUGUAAAGUCUUAAAAGGAAUUAAGCAUCGGAAUCUCGUCAAACUUUUAACCGCGUGUUCGAGCAUCGACUUUCAAGGAAACAUUUUCAAAGCUCUAGUGUAUGAGUUCAUGGUUAAUGGGAAUUUAGAAAGGUGGCUACAUGAAGAGGGAAAUCUGAAUCUCCUUCAAAGGUUGAACAUUGCCAUUGAUGUGGCAAAUGCUCUAGAUUAUCUCCACAACCAUUUCGACAUCAAAAUAGCUCAUUGUGACUUAAAGCCACGCAACAUUCUUAUGGACAGUGACAUGACCGGUCAUGUUGGAGAUUUCGGAUUGGCGAGAUUUCUCCCACACGAUUCCCGGCCUUCAUUUUCAUCAAACCAAACUAGUUCUAUUGGAUUAAGAGGUUCCGUCGGCUAUGCUGCUCCAGAGUAUGGCAUGGGAAGUGAGGUGUCAACAUCGGGAGAUAUGUACAGCUAUGGAAUUCUUUUGUUGGAGAUGUUUACCGGCAAGAAGCCUACGGAUGACAUGUUUAAAGAUGACAUGAACCUGCAUAACUUUGUUUCACUUGCUUUGCCUCAACAUGUAGAAGAAAUACUGGAUCCCAAAAUUCUUCUUCAAGGAGAUCAUGAUGAAGAAAAUACGUCGGACAAAACGCGCUUUCACGACGAGAUUCUUGUUCGACGCGAAAUAACUCAAGAGUGCUUGGUUUCUAUCUUUAGGAUCGGUGUUGCUUGCUCCGUGGAACUGCCACAAAUGCACAUCGCUAACGUAGUUGCUGGACUAUGUCAUGCAAGAGACACACUUGUAAAUAUGCCUAAGCAACAUUGA